ACAUUUGGAAUGUGAAGAUUAAUACAGCAUCUAACUGUCCUCAAACUAAUCAGUCCUAUCAAUUGCAUCUUUCUUUUACAUUCAUCAUCUCCCUCCGCAGAUAAUUGCAUUGAAUACAAAGGCUUAUAGCAAACCGAUCCCAGCUACCCAUUGCCACAAUGUUUCUCAAACGCAAAGCUUCCUGCUCGAGCGAAACCCUCCACGGCCGAAGCUUUACAACAGAUGUACCCCAUCAUUUGAAUAGUCGAACGAGGAAGAGAGUCCGUGACAAUCGGCCCGACCAGCAGACAGUAUAUGCAAAUACCUUGAGAAUACUCUAUCAAGCUCAGAAAGAGCCAACUCUAUCGUAUCCGUCCGACGAACCAUCACCAUCUAGCCAACCACCCUCAGAACCCGAGGCUUUGGAUCCGCGUCAACAGACCCUGCUCAAAUUCUUCCGACCUGCACCCGCUCCUUCUUCGUCUAUGCAAGCCGACACGGGACAUCAGAUCAAUAACAGCAAAGCUUCAAAAGUUGAUUCCCGGCCGGUUCACUCUGUUCCGAGAAAUGUCGACUAUGAUCUAACCAGUUGGAACAGUGGUUCGUCGACCCCUUCAUCAACUAGGAACAUGGAUAUGGAUAUGGAUUCGGAGUCGAGUUCAGGUUAUACCCCGGAGAAGAGAUGGGACGGUUGGAUAUGAUUCUGCUUCCAAUCUAUGCCAAUGCAUACAUCUCAUUUCCUUUGAUACCAGGGGUCGGCUGUGAUCCCUUUGGUUAUUUUUCGGUGGCGCUCGUGAAGCGAGUCACUUUUUUUUAUUCCCGGUACAUUUCUAACUUUUACAUGCUUAUUAUGCCCGAGUUUGGUGUGAAAUACCUUGGACAUGUUCAUGUGUCUUAUGUGUUCUGGAGUUAUCCGGUAUGGUUAUGGUUAUGGUUAUGUUAUGCUAUUUAGUUUGGUAUGAAUAUAUUGGUAGUAAACGAUGCUG
This is a messenger RNA of Talaromyces stipitatus ATCC 10500, 965 nucleotides long. RefSeq lists its product as uncharacterized. The record is from RefSeq and is a predicted model, not a curated record. The transcript has 2 exons. Lineage: Eukaryota; Fungi; Ascomycota; Eurotiomycetes; Eurotiales; Trichocomaceae. Bases 159 to 680 code for a protein of 173 amino acids.